Suillus fuscotomentosus is the source of this 465-nucleotide messenger RNA. RefSeq lists its product as uncharacterized. Lineage: Eukaryota; Fungi; Basidiomycota; Agaricomycetes; Boletales; Suillaceae. The record is from RefSeq and is a predicted model, not a curated record. The transcript is spliced from 2 exons. Bases 136 to 384 code for a protein of 82 amino acids.
CUCGACAAUAUCAUCCGUUCCCAGAACGACAGGUGAUGAAUCACGAACAUACCUGGGUCCUUGAUCUUGCAGUCAACCGGGUUCAGAGCUGCAGAUUGCAUCUUGACCAGGAGCUGCCCAGCCCCAAGACUGGAGAUGCUACCGCCUGCAGGAGCUGAGCUCAAAGUCGCCCUGCAUAUUUGGGAAGAACAUGAGCUUUAUGUUGCGAAAAUAUGCAAAAGAGGUGUGGAGGGUAAUAUGGUUGGAGGCCCAAUCAUAGAUGCUGCUCUUGUAAUCGCAGGAAACGAAACAUGCCAUCGACCUCAGACAUCGGAGCACUUGGCCACGGUCGAAAUCAUGAAGCUGGAAAACAUCACAAGGUUGACUCAAACAGUCUCCAAUUGAGCACCGAAAAUCAAUUGUUGCAUUCGGGCAUGGUGGUUGAGUUGUCACUCGUCAUUUCGACAUACACUGGCAAGUGAAAUA